Messenger RNA from Aureobasidium vineae, 1125 nucleotides. The record is from the annotation of a GenBank genome assembly. Lineage: Eukaryota; Fungi; Ascomycota; Dothideomycetes; Dothideales; Saccotheciaceae.
AGCGGCUUGGCACAGAAGGCGCGCUCCAGCCGCACCUUCCUCGUCCAUCCCGAGCACCAAGACCCCUACUUUUACACCCAAGCCAAUGCAAGAAGUUAUAUCGCCCCCGAAGCCGUCUUCCUGAAGCUUCCUGCUGAAUCUCUUAUUUGGAUCAAUGUUCCAACCAAGACAUUUAAUCAAAUCUGUUCACCUGCUGCCUCUGACCCUUCGAUGAUGCUCCUCCUGCCUAUACUGUUCUACAUAUGCUUCCUGGCCGUUCCUGCCAUAGCCAACGUGGAAAAGACCAUCUUCACUGCACCCGACAGUACGAAUUUUGGAGAUGCUCGACCAAACUUGAUGGACUUGCAGCUUGAUAUUCUUUCAUCCAANAAACUCUCUGUUCGGACUGCUCUUCCUGCCAGCGCUACGAGCAANCCCACUGAUUUCUUCUUGGACACAUUUGAAGUUACGACCGUCUUUGACACCCCGGCUCUGCUGCAGGAUCUAAGCAGUUACGCCGAAGAGCGCCAGAACAUUCUGAUUGCAGACGAUUCUGGAGACUCGGGCCAGUUGACCACUGCUAUCAAACGAUCUGUUUUGUUCCUUCGCGUUCAAUCGGCUGCAAACUUCUAUACCAUCGACAAGGCCUUGAUGCAGCAGCCUCCUCCUGUCUACGUCGACAUCAGACUCAAGCUCGUAAUCAUCAACCACAGACCUUCAAUCUUGCCAACAAUGCAGUCAGUGAUCCAACAGCCUCCACGCUCUUUUCGUGGACUACCCACCGAACUCAUCCUUGAGAUCCUCAGCUACCUUGCUCCGGAUGCCCUCAUCUCGUUCGGAUUCGCCAACUACCAUCUGCUCGUCAGACACUCUUUAGCUUCUCUGCUGUCACCGACCACAAUGUUUCGUCUCUUCUACCAAGCAAGAAUACAUCUCAGAAACCGUUCAAGUGGCCCAAUGUCUCUGCCAUCGGAAGUCAACCUGCAGAUACUGUGUCGCCUCGAGCCUGCUGAUGCGCUGAACUAUGCCAUGGCUAAUUAUCUGGAGUUGGCUCGUCAAGGCAUCGCACCUCCAUUGUCUCAAGACACGCUGCGUCGCCUCAACCGUGCAGUUAGACGUGGACGUGGUUCAGACUCCAACACUUGA